Molecule: messenger RNA, 4175 nt
Organism: Neopelma chrysocephalum (saffron-crested tyrant-manakin)
Lineage: Eukaryota; Metazoa; Chordata; Aves; Passeriformes; Pipridae
Gene: CFAP418
Product: chromosome unknown C8orf37 homolog
Exons: 6
Coding region: 33-626 (197 amino acids)
Cellular component (GO): cytosol
Source: RefSeq, a predicted model, not a curated record
GCCCUUGCCUUGGCAACCGCGGGGGCGGCAAGAUGGCGGACGACUUGGACCGGCUGCUGGAUGAGGUGGAGAGGCGGCUGUCCCGCCGGCACGGCAGCGGAGAGGAGAAGCCUGCGGCGGCCAAGGAGGACAGAUCAGCUAAACUGGUAAUGAGUGCUGGCAGCAGCAAAGAAGAUCUAGAUGACAUUAUUGAUGAAAUCUGUAAGGACAGCAGCUUUACCAAAACACUUCCGAAAUUGAAGUCUAACUUCACAAGUCUCACACCUGAAAGAAAUAGUGCUAUUAUACAGGCAUGUGGGAAAAAAUGCUGUCCAGUGUACCUGGGUGGAAGCGCUUCACCCUCUGGCAUAGGAACAAAUAUUUCAAAAAGAACAUGUGAUCAACUACGUUGUACUGCUUGCGACUUCCGUGUGUCACUUUUCAAUGACUACAUCUGGGAUCAGUCCUGUGAUUAUCUUUUUUUCAGGAAUAACAUGCCUGAGCUCAGUAAACUAAGAGCAAAGAUGAUAAAGAAGAAAGGAGCACGAGCAUACGCUUGUCAGUGCAGCUGGAGAUCCAUUGAUGAAUUAACUGACCUCCAGACGGAGCAGCAGCUUCGGUGGGUUUGUGGUAAACAUGGAGAAUGAAGUCUUCUUGUGUGUGAUACCUACUUGUGUGGACACAGGUCUCAAACUCAAUUUGUUUCCCAGUUUUCUGAGAAGAGCUGGACACUUGAAUACUUCUAUCUAGAAAUAGAUUAUAAUACCCAGAUUUCAACCUGAAAACCUGUUUUUUCAAUUUAACUGUCUUGCAAGCAAUGUGGAGAGUUGAAUUAUUACAAGAAACAAUUUUGAGGCUUUCUGGAAGCUAAAUGAGGUUAAAGCUCAUACUGAGUAGUGUUAAAGGAGAAGAGGAAAUAACAGACCUGGGCAUGAGCAAAACACCUUGAUACUGUUCCUCAUAUCUACUAGAAGAGAGCCUUAUUUCCCAUGUCUGCAGAAUCUUGGAUUCAAAAUGGUGGGCUGGGACACAGCCAUGACACACAAGCAUAUGAAUUUCAGCACAGAAAUUAAUCCCGCUCUUCUGCUUUGCUCAUUGCUGGUAAUGAGCAAGUGGUUGUUUGCUCUCUUAAAAAAUUACUGUGGGAUCAGCUCUCACCUCAAAGGUUUCAGCACACCCCAGAACUUUACUUUCUUUUAUCCACCAGUAACCAAAAACUGCAGGUGCUGAAAAUUUUCUUCCAGUUCCUACUGCUUUCUUCAGAGCACUUUCCUCUGACUAAGCACUUUUACCACAAUGAAAUUUUCCUCAGCCUUCACUGCAAGAGGUGAACAAGUUAUUAUUAAAUUUUGUGCAAUUUUAAAGAUAUUCUGAAGAGUUUUCUGUCAAUAUUCUCAAGGGAAAAAGGCUCAGGCUUUUAAGAGUGAGAAAAUAUAUAUCCCCACUGAUGUUGGAAUUUAGAUUUUAUUUCAGUUUCACAUAGCUUUCCCUUCAACUUCUCCUUAAAAUACUAUGUAUUGAGAAAGUGUCACUGUCCUGUUUCAACACACUUCCUUCCACCGGUAACGUUACUUGGUGAAUUGUCUUGCUUACAGUCACUGUCACUAUAGUUUAUGAGCUCUUUCUUUUCUUUAUGUAUAAAUAACACAGGAGAUAGACUUGAGUUUUAUGCAAGGAGAUAGGAAGGAAAGGACUACCAGUCCUGUCAUUUACUACAUUUAAAAGUGUCUCAGAAUGGGAAGUCUGUCAAUAUUUUUGCUAUGCAAUAUGUGUAUCUAUACAAAUAAAUUCGAGAUUAUUUACUUUGAGCAAUUCUAGCUAUACAGAGCAAUUUCCUUUUCUAGGAAGUUCUGCUCAUGGUUCUAACUGUACAUUUGUUCUGUUUCUGAGCUUUUCCAAAACAAUUGCAUGGUCUUUCUUAUGGAGGUGAUCUCUUGAAUCCGUUGCCCUCUGAAAGAGCAGAUCUUGGCAGUGACCAGAGGCAUGAUGUACUCUGCAUCCUGCUUCCCUUCCCCUUCCUUGAGUGCUUGUUUUAGAAGCUGCAGAGGACCAGCACUGUGCCUGGGAGCCUUGGCAGUGCUUCUUCAGUGUCCAGACUGCAUCUUCCAGUGCCACGUGCAGGCUUACCAGUAGAGUCAGAGGUGAGCUGGCUUUUGAGAGGUACUACUUGGCAUACUGGUGUAGACAUAUUUAAGGUCGUGUAUUGUUUUCAAUGAAAUUGGUAUUUCAGGCUGAAGUUUCAACUGCUAGAAUCUAAAACUGCAGGUUCAGGAGACCAAGGGACCCAGAAACCAAUUGAUUAGUGCUCAGUCAGAUGCCUGCUUGGCUUUCUGUCCUUUGUGAAGAGUUCACCCUGGUGUGGGCUGAAGGCAGUGAGUGUUCCUGGGUUUUCUUCAGGUGGGCCUGAGUGAUUUCCAUGCCCAGAAAACAUCAGUGCUAAGCAUAAGGGAAGAACCCAGCAGUAGUUAACAAGCUCUGGGGAAGAAGGAACCUGCUCUCCAUUAUUCUUGAAGAAUGCAUUUCAAAAAGUGCUGAGUUGCCUUGGCACGUGUGUUCUGAGGCUAUUGGAAACUCAUGACCAAGUAGUCCCACAGGGUACUCUUUCAGUUGGAUUUGCUCUGGAACUUGUGCCACAGUGUAGGAUCAAAUUGGGCUUGCAACCUGUGAGUAAGAAACAGGGAAAAUCCUAAUACCCAUCUCAGUCAUGAGACCAAGUCUUACAUGACUUGAAAAAGGAGCAUGUCUCCUGUACCCUAAACAUUCCCCCGGAAUAAUCAGGUUUACUCAAGUAUAGUUACUUGUUUCUGGCCUUGGUAGAAUGGUGGGAUGUGACAUCUCUUUGUCCAAGGGAAGUUGUAAACAGGUGCAGAAAUAGUGCAUAUUGUAUUGGUUUUCAUUACAGAAUUUAGCAUAUUUUUAGAUUUGAGAAUAGUUACUAUGUCAUUCAAUAUAAUUAUUGUGUUGGAAGGAGGAGCGGUAUUAAGAUUUGAUUUCCCUUCCUUUGCUUUCCUCAGUUACAAACCACUUCAAAGUCCUCAAAUGAAAAGAAAGUAGGGGAAAAAAGGUAAAAUUAGAGCUUUUGUUUGUUUGAUGAAGGUAUUGUCAGAUUGCACAAGGUUUUCAAGACAUAGCCCAGACCCGAAGUGAUAUUUCCAUGUCAGUUAUCUGAGAUAACAGGGAUUAUGUAGAGAAUUCUGUUUCAGAACAUGGAAAGAAUUCUGUUUAAGAAUGCCAUUCAGCUGUUGUCAAACGGAACUACCAGAGCACAGUUUUGCUAAGUAUGAAUGUGACCAUUGUUUUCCUCCAGUUUUUUGCUUUGGAAUUAAAAAUAACAUUUCCGUUUCUGAAAUGGACAAGGUGAAAAUUUGAGGCUUUUAUUUUGCUUAGGUGAUAUGCUUGAAAAUUUUCUAGCCUGCAGCAUUAGUCUGGAGCAGAUCCCUCCAUCUCAACAAAACAGAAGCCAUGAAGGAUGACAAAAUGAUAAUCCAUACAAAAGCAUUCACAUGGAAAUGUAGUCAGUGGUUUAAUCUCAUACCAACUUUUCUAAAUCUAUGUUCCUGCAGUAUUUCUGGAUAGGAAUGCCAUUCAGAUAUAUAUAGCUUUUCUUCAUCAAAUUUUAAUUUGCUGUUCUGACUACAUUUCACUUGUCUUACCUGCAAAACAUGGAGGGUGUCCAAGCCAGAUGCUGAAUACAGCUCAGAAGAGUCAUUAUUGAAGGUCUUGACCUGCCAUUAUAUUUAACGUACAGAAGCAUAAUAGCAUUACAUAUUGCAAGCUCUGCGCUGUAUUGUGUUGAAUAAAGAUUUUUUUCUUUCCGAACACCUAUUUCAGUUUUGUACUGAAGGUAUUCUGCAAAUGCUGCCACUUGCUGAAAGACUACCACUUCUCUUGUUUCCUGACAUGUGAGUCUUUGGGUCAUGUAACCAGCACAUGUGGUAGUCACACUAUAGGAGAGGGACUAUGCUGGGAGCUGUGCAGGCAAAUUUUUCUUCCUGCCAGGCUCUUUUUGCGCAAGACCUGACCAGUUUUGUCUGUUGUGUGAUACCCGAUAACUACAGACAGGUGGGAGGUAAAGGAACAUCAGGUGCUGCUCAUUUGUGAGGGCCUCAUCCAAUGCCUGGGGUUUGACAUCUGUGCUUUGAGAAAUGUCUACUUUUCAAAUGUCAGCACUUAAUAAAAUGAAAAGUUGGAACAAA